Molecule: messenger RNA, 5201 nt
Organism: Dama dama (fallow deer)
Lineage: Eukaryota; Metazoa; Chordata; Mammalia; Artiodactyla; Cervidae
Gene: RAD54L2
Product: RAD54 like 2
Exons: 24
Coding region: 384-4790 (1468 amino acids)
Cellular component (GO): nucleus
Molecular function (GO): ATP hydrolysis activity; ATP-dependent chromatin remodeler activity; ATP binding
Source: RefSeq, a predicted model, not a curated record
GUUUGUAGUUUUAGUAUAAACGCGAACUGCUACGUACUUAUUGGCUGCUCAGGAAGACGGAAGCGAAAAGUGAGGCUCGAUCCUCCCAGGCCAACACCGGAACUGCUGGCUGGGAAAAGUGAGACCGAGAGUGUGAGUGACUUGACUAACAUCACACAACCAAUUAGCAACAGAACCAGAACGACUCCUGACUCCGACUCUGGGAUCCCUUUUUGGAGACGUGAAAGAGUGAAAAACCGCCGAGGCUGCACCUCAUCCAGUGGUCGCAGACACUGCAGUCUCCAGAAGUCAGCCCCCCAGCCCCUGCCUCCAGCCCACACAGGAGUCAGGACCCCUGCAGUGGACCAUGAGACGGUAAUGUCCACUGAGGACCUCUGGGAGCCAUGUCAGACGAAUCCGCCUCAGGGAGCGACCCAGACCUGGACCCAGACGUGGAGCUGGAGGAUGCGGAAGAGGAGGAGGAGGAGGAGGCGGAGGUGGCAGUGGAGGAGCAUGGCAGGGAUGACGGGGAAGACCUGCUGGAUGACCCAUCCCUGGAAGACAUGUGUGGUACUGAGUGUGCCCAGCUGGGAGAAGAUGGGCAGCAGCCACCGCGGUGCACUUCAACUACCUCAUCUCAGUCUGAGCCUGCAGAGCAGCUUAGGCGCCACCAAGGCAAGAGCCUUGCCUCCGAGGACCCCAAAAAGAAGAGAGCUCAGAAACCCUCCCACAUGAGAAGAAACAUACGAAAGCUGCUCCGGGAGGAUCAGUUGGAGCCAGUUACCAAAGCAGCACAACAGGAAGAAUUGGAAAGAAGGAAACGCCUGGAGCAGCAGAGAAAGGAUUACGCAGCCCCCAUUCCCACCGUCCCCCUCGAGUUAUUUCCCGAGGAAAUUGUCUUAAGAGCAAGCGAUGGUCCCCAACUGCCUCCUCGGGUCUUGACCCAGGAAGUCAUUUGUUUGGACAGUAGCAGUGGCAGCGAGGACGAAAAAAGCAGUCGAGAUGAGGUGAUUGAACUGAGCUCUGGAGAGGAGGAUACUCUGCACAUUGUGGACAGCAGUGAGUCUGUCAGUGAGGAGGAUGAGGAAGAGGAGAAGGGUGGCACCCAUGUGAAUGACGUCUUAAAUCAGCGUGAUGCUCUGGGCCGGGUCCUUGUCAACCUGAACCACCCUCCGGAGGAGGAGAAUGUCUUCCUGGCCCCUCAGUUGGCACGGGCGGUGAAACCUCAUCAGAUUGGUGGGAUCCGAUUCCUCUAUGAUAACCUGGUUGAGUCCCUGGAGAGAUUUAAGACCAGUAGUGGCUUUGGCUGUAUCCUCGCCCACAGCAUGGGUCUGGGGAAGACUUUGCAAGUGAUCUCCUUCGUCGACGUUCUCUUCCGCCACACGCCAGCCAAAACUGUCCUUGCCAUUGUGCCGGUUAAUACUCUUCAGAACUGGCUGGCAGAGUUCAACAUGUGGCUCCCAGCUCCUGAAGCCCUUCCAGCUGACAAUAAGCCUGAAGAAGUCCAGCCUCGGUUCUUUAAAGUUCACAUCUUGAAUGAUGAGCACAAGACAAUGGCAGCUCGCGCCAAAGUGAUGGCUGAUUGGGUGUCAGAGGGAGGGGUGCUGCUGAUGGGGUACGAAAUGUACAGGCUCCUCACCCUGAAGAAAUCCUUUGCCACAGGUAGACCGAAGAAAGCCAAGAAACGUUCUCACCCGGUCAUCAUUGAUCUGGAUGAGGAAGACCGACAGCAGGAGUUUCGAAGAGAGUUUGAGAAGGCCUUAUGCCGCCCUGGCCCUGAUGUGGUGAUCUGUGACGAAGGACACCGCAUCAAAAACUGCCAGGCCAGCACCUCCCAGGCCCUGAAGAACAUUCGCUCCCGCCGCCGGGUGGUGCUGACCGGGUACCCCCUGCAGAACAACCUCAUCGAGUACUGGUGCAUGGUGGACUUCGUGCGCCCUGACUUCCUCGGCACCCGGCAGGAGUUCAGCAACAUGUUUGAGCGCCCCAUCCUGAACGGACAGUGUAUUGACAGCACACCUCAGGACGUCCGCCUCAUGCGCUACCGGAGCCACGUCCUGCACAGCCUCCUGGAGGGCUUCGUGCAGAGGAGGGGCCACACUGUGCUGAAGAUUCACCUCCCCGCCAAGGAAGAAAAUGUGAUCCUGGUGCGGCUCUCUCAGAUUCAGCGAGAUUUGUACACACAGUUCAUGGACCGCUUCCGGGACUGUGGUAGCAGCGGCUGGCUGGGGCUGAACCCUCUCAAGGCUUUCUGUGUGUGCUGCAAGAUCUGGAAUCACCCCGACGUGCUGUAUGAAGCCCUUCAGAAGGAGAACCUGGCCAAUGAGCAAGACCUGGACGUGGAAGAGCUUGGUUCAGCGGGAACUAGUGCCCGCUGCCCAUCACAGGGAACAAAAGGCAAGGUGGAGGACAGCGCCCUGGCCUCCUCAAUGGGAGAGGCAACCAACAGCAAGUUCCUCCAAGGGGUCGGCUUCAACCCUUUCCAGGAGCGAGGCAACAACAUUGUCACAUAUGAAUGGGCCAAGGACCUUUUGACUAAUUACCAAACUGGUGUCUUGGAGAACUCUCCCAAGAUGGUACUGCUUUUCCACCUGAUUGAGGAAAGUGUGAAGCUUGGAGACAAGAUCCUUGUGUUCAGCCAGAGCCUUUCCACCUUGGCUCUAAUCGAGGAGUUCCUAGGGAAGCGAGAAGUACCCUGUCUACCUGGUGCUGAGGGCCAAGGAGUACAGAAGUGGGUUCGAAACGUCAGCUACUUCCGGCUAGAUGGUAGCACCCCUGCCUUUGAGAGGGAGCGGCUCAUUAAUCAGUUCAAUGAUCCCAGCAACCUCACCACCUGGCUGUUCCUUCUCUCCACAAGGGCUGGGUGUUUGGGCGUGAAUCUGAUCGGUGCCAACCGAGUGGUGGUGUUCGACGCUUCCUGGAACCCUUGCCAUGAUGCUCAGGCUGUGUGUCGGGUAUACCGUUACGGCCAGAAAAAGCCCUGUCACAUCUAUCGCCUUGUGGCUGAUUUCACCCUUGAAAAGAAGAUCUAUGACCGUCAGAUUUCGAAGCAGGGCAUGUCAGAUCGGGUGGUGGAUGAUCUCAAUCCAAUGCUGAACUUUACUCGAAAGGAGGUGGAGAACCUACUGCACUUCGUGGAGAAGGAGCCAGCUCCCCAAACAUCCUUGAACAUUAAGGGGAUCAAGGAGCCAGUCCUACAACUUGCCUGUCUGAAAUACCCUCACCUCAUCACCAAGGAGCCUUUUGAGCAUGAGUCAUUGCUCCUUAACCGAAAGGAUCACAAGCUGACCAAGGCUGAGAAAAAAGCAGCAAAGAAGAGCUACGAGGAGGACAAACGAACAUCGGUCCCCUAUACCCGCCCAUCAUAUGCACAGUAUUACCCGGCCAGCGACCAGAGCCUGACCAGCAUCCCUGCCUUCAGUCAGAGAAACUGGCAGCCAACCCUGAAGAGUGAUGAGAAGCCCGUGGCCAGUGUUCGUCCCGUACAGUCCACCCCGAUCCCCAUGAUGCCACGGCAUGUCCCGCUGGGAGGCGGUGUAAGCUCUGCCUCCAGCACAAACCCAGCUAUGAACUUCCCGAUCAACUACCUGCAGCGUGCAGGAGUCCUUGUGCAGAAGGUGGUCACCACAACAGAUAUUGUUAUUCCUGGGCUCAACAGCUCCACAGACGUACAGGCAAGAAUUAAUGCUGGCGAGAGCAUCCACAUCAUCCGUGGGACGAAAGGGACAUACAUCCGUACCAGCGAUGGGCGAAUCUUUGCUGUCCGGGCAACUGGCAAACCAAAGGCCCCUGAAGAUGGUCGGAUGGCUGCCUCAGGUUCCCAGGGGCCUUCUCUCGAGUCUACAAGCAAUGGCAGACACAGUGCCUCAUCACCUAAAGCCCCCGACCCUGAGGGGCUGGCCCGGCCCGUCUCUCCAGACAGCCCGGAGAUCAUCAGCGAGCUCCAGCAGUACGCGGAUGUGGCUGCUGCCCGAGAGUCACGCCAGAGCUCCCCAAGCUCCAGUGCCGCCCUGCCUGGCCCCCCGGCUCCACUUGUGGACAGCAGUGCUGUUCCUGGGACAGCCCUCGGGACUGAGCCUCGACACGGGGGUCAUUGCCUCAAUAGUUCCCUCCUGGUGACCGGCCAGCCCUGUGGUGACAGGCACCCAGUGUUGGACUUACGUGGCCACAAGCGCAAGUUGGCCACCCCACCUGCUGCCCAGGAGUCAGCCCGCCGGCGGUCCAGGAAGGGCCAUCUGCCAGCUCCCGUGCAGCCGUAUGAACACGGGUAUCCAGUUUCUGGCGGGUUUGCCGUGCCACCCGUCUCCUUAAACCAUAACCUCACCCCCCCCUUCACCUCCCAGGCUGGGGAGAACUCCCUGUUCAUGGGCAGUACCCCCUCCUACUACCAGCUGUCCAAUUUGCUGGCAGAUGCCCGCCUGGUGUUCCCAGUGACUACUGACCCUCUGGUGCCGGCAGGCCCCGUCAGUUCCUCUUCCACGGCUACCUCAGUCACUGCCAGCAACCCCUCCUUCAUGCUCAACCCCUCUGUAACAGGGAUACUCCCCAGCUACUCACUCCCAUUCUCACAGCCACUCCUGUCCGAGCCAAGGAUGUUCGCGCCUUUUCCUUCCCCUGUCUUGCCCAGCAACCUUUCACGGGGCAUGUCUGUCUACCCCGGCUACAUAUCCCCACACGCAGGCUACCCAGCUGGUGGCCUCCUCCGGUCCCAGGUGCCUCCAUUUGACUCUCAUGAGGUUGCUGAGGUGGGGUUCAGCUCCAAUGAUGAUGAGGAUAAGGACGAUGAUGUAAUAGAGGUCACUGGGAAAUAGCUGGGGAUCCCCUCUCCACCUCACUCGGGGCCCCCAGCAGGUCACCCACCCAGACGGAAGGCAGCAAUCUGGGGUUUCUGAGAAUAGGGCCCUUGGCAAGAGGGGAAAGGAAGAGGACAAAGAAGGGUGGUUGACCAUAGGUGGCAGGGCUCUGUUGCUGUUUUAACAAAAGAGGCAAAAAAAAAAAAAAAAAAAAAAAUUCCAACAGAGCAGCAAUAGUGGGAAAUCAGGGACCUAAAACAGGAAUGGAGGGGCAGGGCAGCCUGCCUCUCUUCCUGCCUGCCUUGCUUAUGCUGUCUGCUUGCUUGCUUGCCCAUCUGAGGGUAGAAGCUCACAUCCCAUUUCUGUCUUUGGGAACAUUCUCUCCCGAGAGAGCUGCCUUACUGGGUGACUUAGCUUGGUCUGGAGAGG